Messenger RNA from Megalops cyprinoides (Indo-Pacific tarpon), 4392 nucleotides. It is a transcript of the gene dennd2c, whose product is annotated as DENN/MADD domain containing 2C. NCBI's taxonomy places the organism in Eukaryota, Metazoa, Chordata, Actinopteri, Elopiformes, Megalopidae. The record is from RefSeq and is a predicted model, not a curated record. The transcript is spliced from 18 exons. Bases 201 to 3104 code for a protein of 967 amino acids.
AAGAAGAGGAGAAAGAGGAAACUGACAAGUGGGAGGAGAAGAAACAGAGAGGGAGAGGAGUAGAGAACUGCAGAAACCAGCAGAGAGAUAGGCGUGCACGGCAAUACCCCUGCCUGUCCAACAGGGGGAGACUGGCCCAGAUGCCCCCAGCAAUUAUGGCUACACAGUGAGGAGUUGCUGGCUGUGUUCCCCCUCUUACCAUGCUGUCGGUGGGGGUAGGAGGAGGGGGGAGAACAGGAGGAGGAGGGGGAGGAGGAGGAGGAGGAGGGAGAAAUGCUGUUGCCCCCUGGCAUUCCCCAGCCUCGGGCAGACCGUUCAGCCGUGACCCAGGCAUCAGCAUCAAGCAGAAGAUUUCGCAAUGGGAAGGCCGCAGCCAGCAGGAGGAGGGUCAGGGCGUGAAGGUCAGGGGUCAAGGGACACCUGUGUCUCGGACCCUCUCUGGGGACGUCCUGGGAAAUGGAGUUUGCGGCGAUGGGAGAAGCUGUGAACCUCGUAGCAAGGCUAGCCUAGCCAAAGCCAAAAGCCUGGGGCUGGACUUCAGGGAAAACCAAGCAAGGUGUGGACAUGGCGGGGCCGGCCGGAAGCUGGACCUCCAGCAGAACCACAAGCGUCUGGAUGAAGUGGAAAACCUGAGCCCAACUCCCAGCCCAGUCUCAGCCCCCAUGCCAAAUCUGACCUCUGACCCUGUCAUCUCCCCUGCAGCCAAAACAGACAGCAGCAGGGAGAUCAUGGACAUUAGCAUCAUGGAGGCUGAUUCCCCCUCUCUGUCUGCAGAAGACCCCGGAUCGGCUCUGCCUCCUGGAAACUUCUACACCUCCCGGGGUUUCUGGCGCAGGCUGGAGGGUGAGGAAUCGCUCUGGAAUCGGGAGGAGGGUGACCGAGCAGGAGCGCAGAGCCCCAGGGCAGAGGACAGGGGGCUUUCCCUGGUGAGCUCCCCUCCCCCCAAACCGCAGCGCACUUUCCAGUACCGGGGAGCAGACAGUCCCCCAGGGCACUGGUGCCAAUGGGAGAACUGGGCCCCGCCUGCCAGCCAAUCACAGGUCAAGACUCGUGCCAGUGGCCCCCCACCCAGCUGCCCGCCCCCACCCUGUCCCGUUACCCAUGGCAACGGACUCUCGCGGCACAAGAAGAACAGGAAAUCUUUUGAGUUUGAGGAUGUCGUGCAGCUGACAGGCCAGCAGGGGGCAGUGGUGGACGAAGGGCGACGGUCGGGGUUAUACCACACUCUUUCCGAGGACAACAUCUACGAAGACAUCAUCUCGGACCAGUCCAGAGAGAACCCGUACGAGGAUGUGAAGUUGGCCCCAGUUGGCCUCUUGAGGGGCCGAUCAGUACCCUGGACAGUAGCACAAAGACGCAACCCCUGUACCCCCAAGCUCCCUCCCAAGCCUCUGACUCUGCGAAUGCCCUCUGAAAAGGUAGAGAAGCAGUGGAACGCUGACAGGAAGGAGGGGUUUAAGACGGCCACGCCCACGUCGUGCGUGCCCCCCUCCAGGCCGGGCCCGCCCAAGCGCUGCGCAGCUGGCCACAAGACCUGCAGGCUGCCUCCGUACGUGAACAAGAUCCAGGAGAUCUUCAGCGCCAAGAGGGGGUGGAAGAGGGUGAGGAACCAGAGAGGCGACAGCCAUGACGGCUUCGAAAACAGCGGCACAGAGAGUGACCCAGAGGAGAGCAGUAAAGGCGAGAACCGGCGUUCGGUCUAUGUCCAGUCCACCCUGAGGAGGAGGCCGGGGUACCGAACCCUGGAGAGGGACCUGAUCCAGCUCCAGCAGCAGCAGCUCUUCCAGCUCUUUGUGGUGGUGUCGCUGAGAAAGAGCUCCCCUGGAAACACGUACUCCCCUGAGAUUACACAGCAGUUCCCCAACAAGUUUGAGAAGUCUUCCCGUCUCUCCCGUGAGGCUGAGGACCGGCUGAAGGCCAUCCCCAAAUUCUGCUUCCCCGACUCUCUGGACUGGCGCCCAUCAGCGGACUUCCCCAGUGAAACCUUCUCUUUUGUCCUGACGGGAGAGGAUGGCAGCCGCUGGUUUGGUUACUGUCGGAAGAUUCUGCCCAGUGGAAAGGGGAAGAGGCUUCCUGAGGUUCACUGUAUUGUCAGUAGGCUGGGGUGCUUCAACCUCUUUGCCAAGGUUUUGGAGGAGGUGGAGAGGCGCAGGGAGAUCUCCCCGGCCCUGGUGUACCCCUUCAUGCGCAGCGUCAUGGAGGCCCCCUUCCCUGCCCCGGGACGCACCGUCACCGUGAAGAGCUUCCUGCCAGGCUCGGGGAACGAGGUGCUGACGCUGUGCCGGCCGGUGGACUCCCGCCUGGAGCAUGUGGACUUCGAGUGUCUGCUGCAGUGCCUCAGCGUGGGCCAGCUGCUGCAGGUCUUCGCCUCGCUGGUGCUGGAGAGGAGGGUCAUCUUCAUCGCCGACAAACUCAGCACGCUGUCCCGCUGUGCCCACACCGCCCUGGCGCUGCUCUACCCCUUCACCUGGCAGCACACCUUCGUGCCCGUGCUGCCCGCCAGCAUGCUGGACAUCAGCUGCUCUCCCACCCCGUUCCUCAUGGGGGCGCUGUCCCCAUGCCUGCCCCAGCUGCUGGAUCUGCCCAUAGAGGAGGUGCUGAUUGUGGAUUUGUGUGCAGACAGGUUUGUGAAACAGCUUGGGGACGAGGACUGUAUCCUACCCAAUAAACUGCAGGCUGCCCUCCACCAGAUUCUGGAACAGAGGGUGGAGAUACUAGGCCAAGAUGAAGGGCAAAAUAAAGGAGGAGAGGAGUCGAGCCUGAGCUCCCUGGUGUCGGAGGCGUUCGUGCGGUUCUUUGUGGAGCUGGUGGGACACUACUCCCUCCACAUGGAGGCCGCCUGCGGGAGCCGGGAGCUGCAGCGGGAGGCCUUCCGAAAAUCGCACCCGUCCCGCGGGGCCCGGCAGUUCCUGCAGCUCUUCAUGGACACGCAGAUGUUCGCCGGCUUCAUCCAGGACAGGGAGCUGCGCAAGGGGGGCGUGAAGGGUCUGUUUGAAGUGAGAGCUGCAGAGUAUCUGGCUUCAAACCCAGAGCCAGAGCCCAGCGGAGUCAACAAGUUCCUGAAGGGAUUGGGACACAAGAUGAAAUUCCUACAGAAGAAGUAAGAGUCAUUCCGGCACUUGUUCUCUGUCGUGGGGACAGAUGUGAUUUCACUGCUCAGUGCACUGUGGCAGGCGUCCCCUGGACCCAGGCCAGCUGCUGGAAUGCUGUGGCAGGGUGGGACAGUGGCCCAUGGGGACAUGUCGCUGCACCUCUGUAACGUGGAGUGUGGAGGACAUUGACGGAGAAACGGCUCAUGCCCAAAAUGAGCCGCACCUCUAGUCUGAGAGAAUUUGUGCAAUUGCAAUCGGAGGAAGACUGGAAAUGAGGAGUUUGUACAGUAAGCUUCAAGGAUGAUGUAACUGGAAGGUGGAAGAGUGGAAGGAGCAGGCACUAUGUACGUGUGAAUGAUGUGCUGAAAAGCUGCAAAAAAAUAUUUCAGAAGAAAAGCUCUUUGCUUUAAUUUAUGUGACUAAUUAUUUAUAUCUCCCGUCACUAACCGUGUUCCUUUCCCUUGUAGUUUUUCCCUGUUGUCUUCAUUGCUUUAUGACAGUUAUCUCUGCAUACCGGUCUGCAGGACUGGCCCUAUCUUUAGAGGAACAUGCUCAUGUUAGUGAUGUUUUAUAAAAUUUACCCUGUUCUCGUUGCUGAUGGAGAGUCAGUCUUUGGAAAACAGCUUUCAUAGAAACCGGUUUAGGUGUCCUAGGGAUUGUCCUCUGAUUUACUACAGUUUGUGCUUUAAUGGCCGGGAGGUCAUUAGGUUUAAGGGAAAAAAAUCUGUGACCAAUGAAAUGUUCCAAACGUUAUGACCAAAUCCUCAUGAAUCAUAUAUUCCACAAUAUGUAAUGUGCUGAAACGCAUUUUUCAUUCUUGACGUUUUAAAUGACUAAACCUGCCAGAAUUAUUGGUUCCAUGGUUUAAACUUCCUCUCAUGAGGUUUAUCUUGUCAGAAGGUGUCAAGACUCACUUCAGUAAAUGGAUAUAUUUUGCCUUUUCCAGACGGAUUUCCCAUUGACUUCCAUUUUACUUUAAGGUUAUGUUGUAAUAUAUUUUGUUUACUGUAGUCAGACCUCUACAGGGUAUAACCAGUAUGCUUACAAUGGCAUUUAUUUUGUUCAAAGGAAGAUUGUUAUGUUGCUUCGUUCUUGUGCAGUUUGAAAUCUCAUCUCAGUUGCUGAAGUCUUCAUGAAAAGUAUGUCUACAUACACAGACACACACAUUGAGAAAUAAGGACCAGAACACAGACACCUUACCUCCAUGUGAAUGACAGUAAUCAUCUCUUCCUGUUAACUGGAGUUUUAUACUUUCAUAAAAAACAACAGGGGCCUCCCUGCUUGGUUAUGCGUGUUUUUG